This is a messenger RNA of Prorocentrum cordatum, 3384 nucleotides long. The record is from the annotation of a GenBank genome assembly. Lineage: Eukaryota; Dinophyceae; Prorocentrales; Prorocentraceae.
AUGAUCGAGUGCGCAACCUCUAACCACAAUAUCAACAUCUUCUUCAUCGACGCAAACGCUCGAACGGGCAGCUUAUGCAGCCAGGCAAUCGGCGAUCAAGGCUUCAAGCAAAAGGAGGACGACAACGGCGAACGCUUCCACAAGGUCCUGCAAGGUAACUCUCUCAUCGCCGCGAAUACCUUCAAAAGCGGUGGCCAGGACCACUACACCUGGGACUCAGGCAAGGACGUGCACAGACUGGACUACAUAGUGGUUGGCCACGAGCUCUUCGACUCCAUCUCCUACACGUCCGUAAUGUACGGCAUCGACACAGUAGACGACCACUCACACAAGAACGACCACUUCCCUGUCAAGGCCAACCUCGCCUACACCGUCGAGACCGCCUACCAACACGGCACGCCCAAGCUCGACAUCGCUAAGCUCGACUCCGAGACAGCCAAGAACGACUUUCAACGACGCCUGCAGCAGAUCCAACACCCUCCCUGGGAGACCAACCUCAACGACCAUACUAAGAGCAUCGUCGAUCAGAUAAAGGACGCAGCCUACGCCAGCUUCAAGAAGCAGCAUCAUGCCCCCCGCAAGCCCUACAUUACCGAGGCCUCCUACGCGCUUCUUCGAUUCCGACGCACCCUCCUCAAGACGAUCCGCAUAGUGAAAAGGAAUGGCAUUGGCUCCAAGAAAUCACGCAGACGGAUCCGAUACACCGCGCACCUCAUCGCAAACCAGUCGGCUUCAGCGUCCCCUGACGACGUCAUCCACCUCCUGGACAUCCCUGGAUACACCAAGUUGAUGAUCAAGACCAUCCUCUUCAUCAACCACGCGGACCCCGACCAUACCACGGCUCCACACCACGACAGCACCUCCUGCACAACCACCUUCACUACUGAUCUUUUCGACUCAUACAUGAGCUUCAUCCAAGAUACCGACCGCGCUCUCAGAAACCGCCUCGACCACGACCGCGACGCCCACCUCGAGCGCUUCUCCGACAACAUGAUAUUAUCAGCAGCAGGGAAUGCCCCUCGGCAGGAAUGGGCAAGCGUGAGGGCCUUACUCACAUACGGCGGCCGUGCACCUAAGAGAACUCCGACUCCCAAAAUACGCCGAGACGAUGACGGCGCUCCACUCACGACGCCACAAGCCAUCGCGGAGCACGCCCUUCGAUACUACGGCAACAUCGAGAACGGCAUCAACACCGACAUCGAAGGCGUCGUCAAGUACUACAACAACAAGACUGCGCACACUAAGCCGAUCCCCCACAUCGACAACGUCCAGACCAUCCACAACCUGACAUCCGCCCUGGCAGCCGCCAAGAAAGGCAGACGCGGCGGGCCCGACGGGAACGCCGACGACAUGGCACGAGCAGCGCCGCGCCAGAUGGCCCGACUUCUGCACCCCAUCAUGAUGAAGAUGCAGCUGAUGACGACGGAGCCCAUUUCGGCGAAGGGCGGCUUCUCCACCCAUUUCUCCAAAGGACAAGGACAGCUUCAUCUGCAGAAAGCCUACAGGGGCAUCCUCCUGAACAACACUAUUGGCAAGAUCAACAGCAAGUUCCUGAGAGGCCUCUUCCGCGACAUCUUACCCGACCUGCUUAUGGACACACAAUGCGGCGCCGUCCCUCACAAGGCGACUGACUUCAUCACUCACACCGCCUACACCUUCUUAGACGACUGCCGUACGCAGGCUCGCACGGGCAGCAUCCUCUUCCUGGACUUGAAAGAAGCCUUCCAUUCGGUAAUCAGGGAGUUCAUUUUCCAGCUGCCGACUCAGGAGGACGAGCUCGAAGACGUCAUCGACAACAUCGAGAUUCCCAUCUGCCUUCUUCCCUCUCUACGACAACGCCUUCGCUGUCCAGCACAUCUCAACGCCCACGUCGACGACUCUCACCUCUGCGCCCUCGUUGCCGACCACCACACGGCCAACUGGAUGACCGCUAAGGGCACCGACGCAUACGUGAUCCCUCGCACUAGUACCAGGCCAGGGGUGCCAUACUCCGACGCGGCUUUCAACAUGCACUUCUCCCUAGUGCUUCAGGCCAUCGCCGACGACACCGAUGGGGCAGAAGACGGCGAGAGCGGCCACCACAUCCGCCCCUGCGACAACCCGCUCUUCUCUACGGCUCCUCAUCACGGCGGCAAGCUGACCAACAUGUCCUUCGUCGAUGACCUCACCGACUUCAACUCGACCACCCGCCACUCCGACAUCAUUGACAUUACGAGAACUUCAGCCGAACGACUAUGCCGUACAGCAUUCACCUACGGGCUCAAGCCACACCCAGACAAGACCAAGGUCAUCCUCUCCUUUAACGGGACGGGAUCCAACGUCGCACGCAGUAGGCUUGCACAGCAGAACAUUACAUCAAUCCAGCUGAGCAUCAUGUCGAUCUCGGUCCAGAUCACAGACCAGCACCGACUCUUAGGCACCAUCCUCACCAGCGGCAGCAUGGGCCCCGAGGUGCAGAAUCGCAUGCGACGAACCGACGCUUCGGCACGAGCUCUUGAGAGGCAAAUCCUACGACGUCGACGCCUACCCCGCAAAACAAAGAUCAAGUACGUGCACGCCCUCUCGACUGCCUCAUUAACCUUCAACCACCACGUCUGGCCAGCACUGACCCAGACUGACCACCAGCGCAUCUCCAAUGCCUACUCGAAGCCCUAUCGCACGGCAGCUGGAAUACCCAAAGCUAACUCGCAGCUUCAUCAUUUCACGGCCACCGAAGUAGUAGCCUACACUGGCAUCCCCGACUUCGACCACCACCAGUCUGCUGGAAGGCUGCGAUACUUACCACGGCUUCUACGAUACGCUCCUCAGCAGCUCCUCCAACUGCUUGACAACCAGCGACGGAGAAAGGGCUCAUGGACAUACAUGCUUUUCCAGGACUUCGACUUCCUGCGCACAUACCUGGACGACCAGCGCUGGCCCACGACCAGCAAGCUCGACUCCGACGUUUUUGCAUGGGCACGCGCCACGCCGAAGCACUUCAGCAACUCCGUCAACCUGGCUGUCACAAACUACAUCCGCGCAUCCAAAGACCGCGCCCACGCCGACAAGCUGACCAAGGUGCUCAGACCCGACGGUCCCAUUGGUGCGGACCCCACGCCAUCACGCGACAACGGCGCCAGCAACUUCAUCUGCUACGAGUGUGGAAUCGUUACCAAGACCAAGCAGGGCAUGGCAAUACAUAUCGGGCCUGCCCUCACGGAAGAGGACGUGGCCACCAAUCAGGCGACCUACGCAGCCAGCAUAGCCGACAACAAACGCAGAGGUCCGUCAGUGAUGUGGAAUACUGAGAUGAUGCUCUACGCUACGGAGAACCUUGCUACGAGACGACCGACCAUCAUAGACGACGCCAGCAGCCUCUACGCCAUCUACUUCGGCCUCUCCCAG